CGUUACUUGUCAGGAAGAGCGAGCGAACAGAGGAGCGCUGUGUGUACGCUAAAGCUGUCUAACCUAAACGACUACCGUGGACUUUACCUAACAUUUGUUUCCUUCUGAAUACGGAAUAUUUUUUUCUUCGGAAUUUUUGGAAUCAAAUUGACGACAAGAAUCACUUGAAGCCUUCCAGUGAGGAGCGCCAACUUGAUCGAAGCCUCAAAUGUACUAAGCGAAACGGAAGUAACUUGCCAGCUGUCUGGCGAAGAUUGCUAGCAUCUGAAUGCCAUCUCUGUGGGUGAUGGAGUUGAGCAGGCAACUCUGUUUGAAAAUGAGGAGAAACAGGAGGGCCCAACUCUCCUCCUCUCCUGCUUCCUCGUGGGGCCUGGAGAUCCACUUUUACAUACCGGAGAUGCACCAGCUGGAGUACUUUAAAGGCUGCUACACUGCUGAGGAGCUCUGUGUUGAUGCUGCCAAGAAAUGCUCAAUUUCUCCCUUGUGCCAUAACCUCUUUGCCCUGUACAAUGAGACAACUGACACUUGGUAUCCCCCCAACUAUGAGUUCAAGAUCACAGAAGAAACCAGUACCAAGCUGCACUAUCGCAUGAGGUUUUAUUUCAGAAACUGGCAUGGCACCACUGAAGGAGAGUCCCCAGUUUGGAGACACUGCAUCAGUAAACUUAGAGGAGGACACAGCCCACAGAAAACACCAGAGGGAACACCCCUACUAGAUUCUGCUUCCCUAGAUUACCUGUUUGCCCAGGGCCAGCAUGACUUUCAGACAGGCAUGGUUCCACUGAGGAUGUCCCAGUCAGAGGCAGAGCAACACGAGAUAGAAAAUGAGUGUCUGGGCAUGGCUGUACUUGCGAUCACUCAUUUUGCCAUGGAUGUGGAGAUGCCCCUAUCCACUGCUUCACGUGAAAUCAGCUACAAGCGUUUCAUCCCAGAGUCGCUGAACCGCAACAUUAAGCAGCGGAACAUUUUGACUCGCAUCCGCAUCAACAAUGUGUUCAAGAAAUUCCUCAGUGAAUUCAACAGCCGCACAGUCCAGGACAGCAACAUAACACCGUACGACCUGAAGAUCAAGUACUUGGCCACACUGGAGGGCUUGACCAACAGCCUGGGCAGCGAAAUUCUUGAGCCGGUCUCACUCAGUAUAAUGCAGGAGGGGGAGCUCUGCAAUGGAGGUUACUUUGGGUACUACAACCAGAGCCAAGAGCAGGGCCAGACUCAGAACAUGGAGACAAGCCAUGACAUGCAGGUCCUGGUUACUGGUACCACUGGCAUUUCCUGGAGGAAGAAACCCGCUAUGACACCUGUGAUCUCCAAAGAAAAGGGAAAGUCAAAGAAGAACAAGCAGGAUGGAAAACUGAAAAAUGACAGAAAUAAAGAGGCAAACGAAGGCUGGGUGCUGCUCUGUGACUUCCAUGAGAUCACACACGUUGUUGUCAGAGAGGCAACAGUCACCAUCCUUACACAGGACAACAAGAAGAUGGAGAUGCAAAUGAGUUCUCGGGCUCAGGCUCUGUCUUUUGCAGCCCUUGUGGACGGGUACUUCAGGCUGACAGUCGAUGCCCACCACUACCUGUGCAAGGAGGUAGCCCCAGCUUCAGUGGUGCGCAACACCAACAACGGUUGCCACGGACCCAUCUGUACGGAGUACGCCAUCCAGAAGCUGCGUCAGGAGGGUAAUGAGGAGGGUGCCUACAUCCUACGCUGGAGCUGUACUGAUUACCAGUACAUCAUCAUCACUGUGGUCUGCAAUGAGAUCUUGACAGACUUGAGGGAUUCUCGUCCUGUGCGCCAGUAUAAGAACUUCCAGAUUGAGGUUACCUCCGAUGCGUUCCGUCUGCACGGCACAGACACUUCGCGGUCUACUCUCAGGGAGCUGCUGGGGCAUCUGGAGGGCCAAAAUCUCCGUACCGACAACCUCCAGUUCCAACUGCUCCGCUGCUGCCCCCCACAGCCAAGAGAAAUUUCUAACCUGCUGGUGGUCACUAAGGAUAGAGCACCAGUCCCUCAGACACCUAUGCAGGACAGCCAACUUAGCUUCCACCGCAUUCUCAAGGAGGAGAUUGAACAGGAGGAGCACCUCGGCCUGGGAACUAAAACCAACAUCUACAAAGGCACACUGAGGGUGAAGAGUGAGGAAGACGAGGAUGCAGGUUACUCGUCCUUCCAGGAAGUCAAAGUUGUCCUGAAAGUGCUGGGUUCUGGACACAGGGACAUCUCCUUGGCCUUCUUUGAAACAGCCAGUAUGAUGCGACAAGUGUCCCAUAAACACAUCGUUCUCCUCUAUGGAGUGUGUGUCCGCCACCUGGAGAAUAUCAUGGUGGAGGAGUUUGUCCAACCAGGACCACUGGACUUGUUUAUGAGGAGACAGCAGAGUCCACUCAGCACACCAUGGAAGUUCCAGGUGGCCAAACAGCUGGCCUCAGCUCUCAGCUACUUGGAGGACAAAAAGCUGAUCCAUGGCUUUGUGUGUGCUAAAAACGUCCUGCUCGCCAGGGAUGGACUGGGUGCAGAUGAAGGAGGGCCCUUCAUCAAGCUCAGCGACCGAGGAAUACCAAUCACAGUACUCACCAGGGAGGAGUGUGUGCAUCGUAUCCCAUGGAUUGCUCCAGAAUGUGUGAAGAGUGUGUCCGCUCUGAGCGUCGCAGCUGACAAAUGGGGAUUUGGUACCACCCUGUGGGAGAUCUGCUAUGAUGGAGAGACUCCCCUCAAAGACAAGAAACUCACAGAGAAGGAGAGGUUUUAUGAAACCGAGUGCCAACUGGUCACGCCAGACUGCAAAGAGCUUGCUGAACUCAUGACCCACUGCAUGAACUAUGACCCCAAGAAGAGACCUUUCUUCAGAGCUAUCGUCAGAGACAUAGACAUGCUAGAAGAAACAAACCCAUCUAUCAAACCCCAGCCUACAACAGAGGUGGACCCAACUGUGUUUGAAAAGAGAUUCCUGAGGAAGAUCAGAGAACUGGGAGAGGGUCACUUUGGUAAGGUGGAGUUGUGCCGCUAUGAUCCACGGGGAGACAGAACAGGCGAGCUGGUGGCAGUGAAGUCGCUUAAGCCUGAGAACCAGGAGGAACAGAGCAGCAACCUCUCCAGUGAGAUUGACAUCUUGAAGGAACUCUACCAUGAGAAUAUUGUCAAAUACAAGGGUAUCUGUCAAGAGGAAGGUGGUCAGGCUAUUAAGCUGAUCAUGGAGUACCUUCCAAUGGGCAGUUUGAAGGAGUAUCUACCCAGAAACAAAAGCAAGACCGACCUCAGCACCCUUCUCAGCUACUCUGUUCAGAUAUGCAGGGGGAUGGACUAUUUGGGAUCUCGACAUUACAUCCACCGGGACCUGGCUGCCCGAAAUGUGCUAGUGGAGAAUGAGAGGACAGUGAAGAUUGGAGACUUCGGUCUCACCAAGACCAUCAAGGAUAAUGAGGGAUAUUACACUGUCAAGGACGACCACGACAGCCCUGUUUUCUGGUAUGCUCCAGAAUGUCUGACUCUGUGUAAGUUUUACCUUGCUUCAGACGUUUGGUCCUUUGGGGUGACAAUGUACGAACUCAUCACCUACUGCGACUCCUCCAAGAGCCCAAUGGCGCGCUAUCUCGAUAUGAUUGGUCGAACUCAAGGUCAGAUGACAGUCAUCCGAUUGGUGAAGGUGUUGCAAGAUGGAAGGAGGUUGCCACGCCCUGAGGGCUGUUCUGAGCAUGUGUACGAGCUGAUGCGCAGAUGCUGGGAGCAGGCGCCUGAGAGGAGAAUCACCUUCAAGCGUCUGAUCGAGGAGCUGACCACCAUGCAGCAGCAGCUCCAAUCCAUAAACAACAUUUAAACCUCCCAUUAUAUGAGGUUCUGGGAGAGAAGCUGACUUUGCCUGCCGACUUCGGACCAGACGCAAACGGCAAAACUGGCCCCAGAUCAGCAUCUGCUAGUGCAGCUUCACUGUACUGAGAGACAAAAGCCAUGCUUCUUCAUAGUGGCAUAUAAACCUUCCAUAACCAUGGCAUGGCAAGACUCAAAGUCUAACCAUAAUUUCAGUCUGCCAUAUUUUUUUUAAACAUUUUUUUAUUUGUUAUAUUACUCUGAUAUUUCCCGUUUUGAGUUAUGAGCAUUUGGGUUUAAAGAAAUCUUGUAGCCUUAGCCCAUGCUAUAUACGAUCUGAUAUCUACUUCCAACUGUAUCAAGAACAUUUAAUUGUCUGCACUGUAAGUGAAAUGUCAAACUCGUGGACUUUGUCAGGCUUAUUUCGCUCUGAGGACCUUGUAAUUGUGUGGCUGAUAUUUCUCCCGCUGAUGGAUGCUGGAAAGAAGGAAAACGUGCCAAGAAAGGACCUGUUUCAUGGUUGUGCGGCAUUCCUCGAAUGCAGAGCAGACCUCUGAUAAAUCAUGUAAGAACUGCUGGAGUGGAUGGGAUGAUGAAGAUGGAACAUAGAUGUUAGCACAGAUACAGAAGAUGUGGUGUUUCAUGCCGCUGCUGUUUGUUUCAUGGACUCUGCUGUUUGAGAAAAUUGCCUGAAAAAAUGCAUUUUUUUUUCGAGCCAUGGAGUUACCUGUGAAAUGUCUGGAUUUGCUGUUCAUGAUGUGCAAAUGCAGUCACUGAGAAGUGGCAUUACGUUAGAGCCAGUAAUCAGUCAGCAGUAUUCCUUUCUUUGCAUUGCUUUUAUUUUAAAACUAAAAUGGAAAGAUUCAGUGGUUUUCGUAUCUUAAUUGUGAGCAUUUUUGGCUUUUAUUUGUUUUGAUUGUAGGUUGGACAAAACUAGUUAUUCUAAGACAUGGUCUUUUAGGUUUUCAGAAACUAUGAGCCAAUUUUAAGGAUUUUUUUGGACCAAUUAUUUGAGAACUUGAUUGCAUAGAGUUUUUUGUUCUCUGUGAAGGAGCUGUUUAACUGCAUUUGCACAGGAACAGUAAAUUGAUAUUUGUUUCUUUGUUGGGUUAAGACUUCCUAGUAGUAUUUCAUGAGAAAUCAUGUAAUGGAUGUUUUAUUAUGAAUGUUAGUCAUGCCGAAAUCCUACAACAGCACUUGUUAAACCAGUGAGUUCCUGUGAAAGACACUUGAGGGCAGUAUAACUCCACAUAUCCUCUCCUUUGCUGUUAUGUAGCUUUACACACAAGUUGAGCUGUGCCAGACCCAUGAAUACUAAUGUCAAUUGAUAAUAUUGGUAUGUAACAUUGCAAGAAACUGCCACUGCUGCAGAUUGUGCAUGGAGGGAUUUUAGAUCGUACACAGGGUUAGAAGAAAGAAAGAUCAGUGGCUUUACUGGUUAUCUGCAGGGCAUUUUAUGUUUUUUUUUUCAUAUUCCAAAAAAUAUAGAAAUUCUUGUAAGGACAUGAAACAAUUAUAAUAAUGUAAUCAGAUUUGAGCAGAGGGUUUUUUUCUGGUAUUGAUGUAGAGCCAAAAAAAUCGUAUGGCAAGUUUAGAAACGGUCAGUUCAACUUAAUGCGACUGUGAAUGUUGACAAAAAAGAUGACAACAAAGGGGCCGUCAAGGGGACAAAAUGCGCUUCAGUCCACAUUUUAUUUAGGAAUGUAAAAGACAAUUCCUUCUGCUCUAAAGAAAAGAAAUAUAUAUAUUUUUCAACAAAAAAAUAAGAUGAAAGUAUGGAAGGUAAAAGUAUCCAUAAAUACACAAUGAAAAAAUAAAUAAAAUCAAUGUUUGUUGUG
This is a messenger RNA of Amphiprion ocellaris (clown anemonefish), 5636 nucleotides long. RefSeq names its product Janus kinase 1 (gene jak1). The record is from RefSeq and is a predicted model, not a curated record. The transcript is spliced from 25 exons. Gene Ontology annotation, molecular function: non-membrane spanning protein tyrosine kinase activity; ATP binding; cytokine receptor binding. NCBI's taxonomy places the organism in Eukaryota, Metazoa, Chordata, Actinopteri, Pomacentridae. Gene Ontology annotation, biological process: tyrosine phosphorylation of STAT protein; cytokine-mediated signaling pathway; cell differentiation. Bases 269 to 3808 code for a protein of 1179 amino acids. Gene Ontology annotation, cellular component: cytoskeleton; membrane; cytosol.